Manis pentadactyla (Chinese pangolin) is the source of this 3173-nucleotide messenger RNA. It is a transcript of the gene PNMA8A, whose product is annotated as PNMA family member 8A. The coding region runs from base 216 to 1514 and encodes 432 amino acids. The record is from RefSeq and is a predicted model, not a curated record. Lineage: Eukaryota; Metazoa; Chordata; Mammalia; Pholidota; Manidae. The transcript is spliced from 3 exons.
CGCGGCACCCCGGCGGCCUCUGCUCGGCCUGGCUGGGGCGGUCGGGGGCGGGGUUGUCAGAUCCCUGCCGGCCGGGCGGCCAGCCAGACCCCGGCAGGGGCGGAGAGCGGUCGUCGGCUGUUCCAGGACACGUGAUUAGUAUCUGGGGACCACUGCAGCCCUCGGCCACCUCGUAGACUAUUCACCACACAAGAGAUUAGCGCCACCAGGUGUCCAUGACUAUGGCGAUUAACCUUCUGGAGGACUGGUGUCGGGGGAUGGACGUGGACAUCCACAGGUCCCUGUUGGUCACGGGCAUCCCGGAGGAUUGUGGCCAAGCGGAAAUUGAGGAGACCUUGAAUGGGGUCCUCGCCCCGCUGGGCCCAUACCUCGUGCUUAACAAGAUUUUUUUGAGGGAAGAGAAUGCCAAAGCUGUGCUCACUGAGGUUGGCGAGGGUGUGAAUCUGAGGGCCAUACCCCAGGAAUUCCCAGGAAAGGGGGGCAUUUGGAGAGUGGUCUGUAGAGACCCCACCCAGGAUGCAGAAUUUUUAAAAAAUCUGAAUGAAUUCCUGGAUGCUGAGGGGCGCACCUGGGAGGACGUGGUCCGCCUGCUGCAGCUCAACCACUCCCCACAGCCCCGGAACCAGACUCGGUCCCGAGAGAACUGGGCAGAAGCUUUUGGGGUGCUCCUGGGGGCAGUGGUGCAAAUCAUCUUCCACGUGGAUGCAGAAAUCCGCGGCCGGGAGGAAGCGAGGGCUCAGGACGCUGCUGAGGCCCAGGCGGUAGCAGCCUCAGCCUCAGGGAGGAAGGUCAGGGAGGGGCCAGGGCAGGCCGCAGACGGGGGCUCUGUCUUGAAGAUGGAGAAUUCUGACAGCUGGGAUGCCACGGAAGACGAGGGGGAGCCCCCCAAACCUUUGGUUCACAAGGCCGGAGCUACAACUCGCUGUAGGAGAAAGAAGCAGAGGAAAAACUCCAAGCAGGAGCCAGUGGCCCGGAAGAAACCCAAAGGCCACCUUUCUGACACCUUGGCCUCCUUGGAAGAUCCUGAGGCAGAAGAUGCUGAAAAUACGGAAAUCUCAGAAUAUAUCAGGGGAAACAGAAAGACCCGUGUGAAGCAGGAGGAGCCCGCUUUGCAGAAGCCCAGGGCAGAAUGUGCCUGGACACCUCCCAGCAGCCCAUCCCUCGAUGCCCAGUCAGCAGCUCAGAGCCCUGGGGUUGCUUCUGGGUCAGACCAAGAUGGUGCUCAGGAGGGCCCGCCAACGAAGAAGGCCGUGGGCUGGGCCUUGGCAAGGAGCCCUGCCCCGCUGAGGAAGAAAAAGAAAGUGAGCUUGGGCCCUGUGUCUUACGUCCUUGUUGAUGCAGAAGAUUCCAGGAAGACGAUCCUAAGGAAAGGGCCAGGCGCGAGAAGGGAUGCACCACUUCAGAAGGCGCUUCGAGGCCCACAGUGCAUGGGGUCGCCAGCGUCAACGUCACGGGGUCCCAAGGCCAAGCCAGAAGGCUCUCCUCAUGCCUCCAAAGAAGCCAGGAAGCUUUGAUUUGGAGGACCCCCCAUACCUGCGGAGUCGAAGGUGCAGGAAGAAGCUCCAAGUGGGGGACAACGUUUUCUCUUGUCCUUGAUUGAACCAAGACUUUUGAGUCUUUGGGGGACCCAGUUUGUGGAGAUGGGGCUCUCAGAGGUAAAUUGUGUGAGAUCUGAGGUGGGUGGGGUUGAGGGAGACAGGUGUAUCUCUAUGUUUCUUUUCUGCCAGGCCUGUUUUUCACCUCCUCGUAGAUUCACCUUCAGAGGUUGGGGGUCACUAAGCAGAUUGGGAGAAUUCUGGAACUUUUACCUUUACACAUGGGCCAGGGCCACUGUUGAGCCCUUCUUGCCCAUCCCUUGCUCCCUCUCCUGGAUGGUCAGCUGACCUCGGCAGGGCCUGUGUGCUGAAGAGCAGGGCGGCGGUUUUCCCCUCCCACCCUCUCUGUGCUUCGACCCCCGGCUAAGUUAAGCCCAGAUCUUUGAUGCAGACCGAGCUUCCUUGCCCCUCCAGCUGUCUAACUAGAGGGUGGAAGGGUCCCAAGAGUUAGUUUGGGGGGAAAAGAAUGCCCACUUAGACCUUGAAGUAUUUGACAUUUAGGUUGGAUUCCCACCUGGGGUAAAGGCCUCUCGGAAAGCCUGCAGGAAAGGGGGAUGAUUGGCGGGGAAUGAUGCGGUCAUCCCCUCCAGUGCCACCAAACCUUCACUUUGAACAUCGUUGAGGCUGACAAUGAAGACCUUUCUCACAUUGUAGUAAGAAAGGGGAAAAAAAAAAUCUGAAAAGAAUUGGUUGUUAAUUCUGUGCUCUGAGUAGACCAGAAUACCAUGCCUCCUGUGUGUGUAGGUGGGGGCAGGGUGCCUGAAGAUCAGUGCCUGCCAGCCCAGCCCAGGGAGGCCCAGGGCGUGCUCAAAGCUGCAGUCUGAGUCUGUUUUUCAUGUGUUUUAAGGAAAAAAACUGUGAAAAAUGUCUACUUGAAUACACUGUCGGCCAAACCAGUCGCAGAGGAGACUAUCAAAACAUUACCUUGUGUUCAUUAGUUAGCUUGUUUUUGUACAGGUCUCCAGGAGCUGUUUCUGCCGUGUAUGUGCAUAUAAUUGAAUUUCUUAUAAAUGUGACUGACGAGAAGGGUGACAAGUGGGAGAAUCCCUUCCUGCGCAUGCCCUGUAAUACAACACUCUGAAAGCCGUUUCCCUCUGUUUGUAAUUCACAGGCUCUUGAUAGGCUGUGAUUUUCAGGCGUGUGACAGCAAGUAAAUAAAUAUAUUAACGUGGCACACAGUGAUAAUAUUCUGUCCGAGUUUUAGCCCUUUACAUUUUUAGGGUCUCUUACGACUUCAGUUUUUGUGAUAAAAAAAAAAAUGUGCACUGUUGUUAGAUUCAACUUUGAAAACAAAUUUCUUGUGACACUUCAGUUCAAAGUCCCAGAUGAGUCUAACUGAAGAUGCAGGAGAAAAAAACAUAAAAAGGUUUCCUUUUGCAUCUAUUCAUCUGUGUGCAUCAAGGUUUUCCCAGAAUGUGUGCAAAACAAAAUGCAGGAAUGAACUGGAUCCUCGAGCCUGCAACGCUCUGAAACCUGAUUUCAAAAUCAGAUCCAUUAGGGCUUUGUUGUGUUAACAGAUGGACACCAGGAUCAGUAAAUGUAAAUGUAUGUGUUACCAAAUAAAGCUUAGCAAACUCA